Messenger RNA from Carica papaya (papaya), 2073 nucleotides. It is a transcript of the gene ARR11, whose product is annotated as response regulator 11. The record is from RefSeq and is a predicted model, not a curated record. Lineage: Eukaryota; Viridiplantae; Streptophyta; Magnoliopsida; Brassicales; Caricaceae. Gene Ontology annotation, biological process: phosphorelay signal transduction system; cytokinin-activated signaling pathway. Gene Ontology annotation, molecular function: DNA binding; DNA-binding transcription factor activity.
CUCUUCCUCUUCCUCCCUUAAAACCCAAACCCCACCCAGUGUUCCUGUUUCCAGAACCCACAGUACACACAUCCACUCUCUCUCUCUCUCUGCUUUUCUUCUUCUUCACUGGAAUCUCAACUGUCUGGAUCUCUUUCAAUGAUUGAAAACGGUUUCUCUUCUCCUCGGAGCGAUUCGUUUCCUGCUGGUCUCCGUGUUCUUGUCGUCGAUGAUGAUCCCACUUGGCUGAAGAUCCUUGAAAAGAUGCUUAAGAAAUGUUCUUAUGAAGUGACCACUUGUUGCUUGGCAAGAGAGGCUCUGAAGUUACUUCGAGAAAGGAAAGAUGGGUAUGACAUUGUAAUCAGUGAUGUUAAUAUGCCUGACAUGGAUGGAUUCAAGCUUCUGGAGCAUGUUGGACUCGAGAUGGAUCUUCCUGUAAUUAUGAUGUCUGUUGAUGGAGAGACGAGUAGAGUCAUGAAGGGUGUACAGCAUGGAGCCUGUGAUUAUCUUCUUAAGCCCAUAAGAAUGAAAGAACUCCGCAACAUAUGGCAGCAUGUGUUUAGAAAGAAGAUACAUGAGGUUAGAGACAUUGAAAGUCUUGAAGGCAUAGAUAGUAUAGGGAUGACAAGAAAUGGUUCAGAGCAGUCUGAUGAUGCCCACUUGCUUAGUGCAGAAGAUAUGACUUUGAUAAAGAAAAGAAAGGAUGUUGAAAACAGGCACGACGAUAAGGACUUAAGUGAUCCUUCUUCUACGAAGAAAGCUAGAGUAGUUUGGUCAGUUGAACUUCAUCAGAAAUUUGUCAAAGCAGUAAAUCAGAUUGGAUUUGAUAAAGUUGGUCCUAAGAAAAUCCUGGACUUGAUGAAUGUGCCAUGGUUGACAAGAGAAAAUGUUGCGAGUCACUUGCAGAAGUACCGCCUUUAUUUGAGUCGGUUGCAAAAGGAAAAUGAGCUGAAAUCUUCUUUUGGUGGGAUAAAGCACUCAGAUUCACCUCCCAAAGAUGCUACUGGGAGUUAUGGGCUUCAGAAUUCAAUAAAUGUGCACCCUAAUGAUGUUUUAGAUGGUAGUCAUGGACUUUCUGGAGGUAACUCGCUUUUACAAAGUGUGGAUAGAAACACUGAUGAAGUUGAUAGAAAGGGAAUUGCUUCAGUUGCUACAACAGAAAGCAAAAGAUCUUUGGCAGUUGAUGUUUCUAAUCCUCAAAAGCCCAGAUGUGCUCAAAUGGGCUUUGAUCAUCCUCUUGCAUCACUUGAACCAGAAGUUAACUUCAUGACAUUUGGAUCUAAUGUACCAGCACAGUACUCUUGGAGUGAGAUUCCAGGGGUUCAAUUUAAACAGGAUCAUAAGCCACUUGAAUUUGAGGAAAGCUUGAGCCAGUUACCACUAUCUGGGCUACACCAUCAUGUGCAAACAGAUUAUCUACCGCCAGCUGCAUCUGUUAGUCCUGGACCUUCUAUAACAGAGAGAGAUGUUAAGCAUUCCUCUAACAGGUGCAAAAGCAAUCAUGUCGACCCUAUAAGCUCAUCCAGUGCAAAUGAUUUAUUUCCUGUUCAAAGCAAGAGCCAAAUGGUAAGUCAGUCAGCUUUCCAACCUGUUAACACUACUUCAUCCGACAUUGAAAAUCAGGGAUUCAAUCAAACUUAUGUUACUAAUUUGGAAUCUAUACAAAGAAACCUGAAUUGGGGAAUCAAUUCGCCUUAUGCAUCUCUUAAUGAGGACUUGCAAUUUUGUUUACUGCAAGGGGAUUGUUAUUCAAUGAACCUUGGAUUACAGGGUGUAGAGUUUACAGAUUACAACAAUUUGGAGCUCUUUACUGAAGUUCCAAUCCACUUAUAUGAUGCAAUGAGGUUUGACUGUGAUCAUCUCUAUGCCAAGCAGAACAUGCUGUUGUAGAUGGAGAAUUGUUGGUACCAUGAACUUGUUUCAUGCUUUUUCACAUCUUUGACUAAGACAGGAUUGUUGGCCAUUUCAGGCAAGCAAUCCAAACGAGAGUAUUUAAGUGGUACUGGGAUGUCAAUUUCCUGGUCAGGUUGGAUUUGGAUGUUAUAAGAUGUAUAUUAUGAUUGAUCAAGUGAAAUAAUGCUUCUUUAUUCCUCA